CUUCUAUAUCUUCACGAGAACUCAAGACUUUGGAUUAUUCAUCGUGAUCUCAAACCUAGUAAUAUUCUUUUAGAUGUAGAAAUGAAUCCUAAAAUUUCAGAUUUUGGUAUGGCAAGAAUGUUUGUAUUAGAUCAAACUGAAGGCAAUACAAAUAGAAUUGUUAGGAUCUAGUAAGUAUAGUAAAACACAAUAGUUGAUGACAGAUAAUAUUUAUGCAUGUCUUAUAUACUAGAUUUUACUAGUCUUCUUUUCUUAGGGCAAAACCAUAUUAUUGCCAUAACAAACAUGGAAAUAAAAAUUUUAAACAGAAUCAUUGAUUUAUUACAAUUUAAAUUGAAAAUAGAUUUGUUGAUAUUGAAAUGCAGUGAAUAUAUGGCACCCAAGUAUGCAAUGCUUGGACAGUUUUCAAUAAAGUUAGAUGUCUUUAGUUUUGGUGUGCUAAUUUUGGAGGUUUUGAGUGGACAAAAAAUCACUCAUUUCCAUGAUGGAGAAAACUCAGAGUAUCUUCUAAGCUAUGCAUGGAAAAAUUGGAGGGAGGAGACAACUUCAAAUCUUAUAGAUCCCACAUUGAGAGGUGGUCCAAUAACUGAAAUGUUGAAAUGUAUCAUAAUUGGGCUUCUAUGUGUUCAAGAAAAUGUAAGUGACAGACCAAAUAUGACUUCUAUUGUUCUCAUGCUUAACGGCAAUUUGGAUCCAAUUCCAACGCCAACACAGCCUACAAGUUUUAUGCAAAGCAAUAUUGUAUCAUCCACUUCAGUACAGAAUGACAAUAGUUCCAGCAUAACUAAUAAUGGGGCUUCAAUAACUGAGUUAUGUCCAAGAUAAUGGUUUGUAAAUUGGGGUCGCAAUAUUCCACUUGAAACGAUUAAUUUAAAUAAUUCAAGUACACGUCAAAUACUACAAUUUGAACUUCUUAUAUGUAUUGUUAUUCCCUAAAUUUAUAAUUCCAAAUUUCUUUUCA
This is a messenger RNA of Quercus robur (English oak), 961 nucleotides long. RefSeq names its product cysteine-rich receptor-like protein kinase 44. NCBI's taxonomy places the organism in Eukaryota, Viridiplantae, Streptophyta, Magnoliopsida, Fagales, Fagaceae. Gene Ontology annotation, molecular function: protein kinase activity. The record is from RefSeq and is a predicted model, not a curated record. The transcript has 2 exons. Gene Ontology annotation, biological process: protein phosphorylation. Bases 217 to 825 code for a protein of 202 amino acids.